GGUUGCUAUGAGACCCGCUCCAGCAGAGGACCAGCAGCCAGACUGAUGCUGAUGGUUCUUAGCUCGUACUAAACCUUUCCUCUGACACAGUUUUAGAGUUGUUUAAUAUCUGAGCAAGCACCUGACACGGGUGACUUUUUCCUUCCUUUUUUUUUUCCCUCCUCCAGUUCCUCGGGUAAGAUGGAGGUAGAAAAUGAAGCCAGCUGUUCCCAGGGCAGCGCGACAGGCGGGUCCAGAGAGUACAAGGUGGUAAUGCUGGGAGCAGGGGGAGUUGGUAAAAGCGCAAUGACAAUGCAGUUUAUCAGUCAUCAGUUUCCUGAUUAUCAUGACCCCACUAUAGAAGAUGCUUAUAAGACCCAAGUUAGGAUUGACAAUGAGCCAGCUUAUCUGGACAUCUUGGACACUGCUGGCCAGGCAGAAUUUACAGCCAUGCGGGAGCAGUACAUGCGAGGCGGAGAGGGCUUCAUCAUCUGUUACUCUGUUACUGACCGCCAAUCAUUCCAGGAGGCUGCCAAGUUUAAAGAGCUCAUUUUUCAGGUCCGCCACACCUAUGAAAUUCCCCUGGUGCUGGUGGGUAACAAAAUUGACCUGGAACAGUUCCGCCAGGUCUCUGCAGAAGAAGGCUUGAGUCUUGCCAGAGAAUAUAACUGUGCUUUUUUUGAGACCUCUGCAGCCCUUAGAUUCUGUAUUGAUGAUGCCUUUCAUGGCUUAGUAAGAGAAAUUCGCAAGAAGGAGUCCAUGCCAUCAUCCAUGGAAAAGAAACUGAAGAGAAAAGGCAGCCUCUGGAAGAAGCUGAAAGUCUCCCUGAAGAAAAAGAGAGAAGCCAUAGCAUGAUCUCCUUGCUGUUGAGUCCCUCUCUGUCUCUCUGAAUUUUAUCAGUCGGACAAUUCUGCUUCUCUAUUCUCUUUUCCUCUUUCUUUAUAUAUCUGCCUUUAGGUAGAAGUUAGAUCUGCAUAACUGUACCUCUUGAGAUAGUUUUGUUUUGCCUUUAACAGUUGGAUGGAUUUUGUCAAUCAGCCGGAUAUGCUUUUAGUUUUUACAAUAUAUUACUAAAUAAAAUUGACAUUCCAAUUGCCUCA
Marmota flaviventris (yellow-bellied marmot) is the source of this 1079-nucleotide messenger RNA. It is a transcript of the gene Rit2, whose product is annotated as Ras like without CAAX 2. NCBI's taxonomy places the organism in Eukaryota, Metazoa, Chordata, Mammalia, Rodentia, Sciuridae. Gene Ontology annotation, biological process: signal transduction. Gene Ontology annotation, cellular component: membrane. Gene Ontology annotation, molecular function: GTP binding; GTPase activity. The record is from RefSeq and is a predicted model, not a curated record.